Glossina fuscipes is the source of this 764-nucleotide messenger RNA. RefSeq names its product peroxidasin homolog pxn-2-like. Gene Ontology annotation, molecular function: peroxidase activity; heme binding. Gene Ontology annotation, biological process: response to oxidative stress. The annotation marks the transcript as partial. Lineage: Eukaryota; Metazoa; Arthropoda; Insecta; Diptera; Glossinidae. The record is from RefSeq and is a predicted model, not a curated record. The transcript has 3 exons.
AUGACUCGCAAUAACAGUACCCCAGAAGCCAUAGAGUUACACAAAAUGCUUUUUAAUCCAUUUUCAUUGUGGCAGCUAAACGGUAUUGAUAAUGCAUUAAUGGGCGCUUGUAACACUUCUGUUCAGCGUGUUGAUCGUUUUUUUUCCAUCGAAGUCACUGAAAAAUUAUUUGAAGGAUUCCCAGAUGAACAUAAACCUAUUUGCGGUUUAGAUUUAGUUUCAUUAAAUAUACAACGUGGACGAGACCAUGGUCUGCCAGCUUAUCCCAUAUAUCGAAAACAUUGCAAGUUGCCACCUACUGAUACGUGGGAGCAACUGGCCAAAGCUGUAGAUGCGGAAUCUUUAGAAUCAAUGAAGCAAAUUUAUAGUUCACCGCAAGAAAUUGACGUUUACACAGGAGCUUUAAGUGAGCCACCAGUGGCCGGUGCUAUAUUCGGUCCUUUACUGGUCUGUCUAAUAUCGGAUCAAUUCAUCCGUUUAAAGAUGGGCGAUUCGCAUUGGUACGAACGUAAAAUGGGUCCGCAAAAAUUUACUAAAGAUCAACUGCAUGAAAUCUAUGGAACUAAAUUAUCGCAGAUCGUUUGCCGCAAUGGAGACGAUAUUAAGCAUAUCCGUAAAUAUGUUAUGGAACAUCGCAAAGAUGAACCGACUGAUUUAAUUCCUUGUAGUGAUAUUCCAGCAUUUAAUUUUACACCAUGGAAUAUAGAUAAACAGCCUAAGCAACUCCAUACAACUCAGUUCAUUUUACAAUCGUCAAAUAUAAG